Messenger RNA from Cuscuta europaea, 1043 nucleotides. NCBI's taxonomy places the organism in Eukaryota, Viridiplantae, Streptophyta, Magnoliopsida, Solanales, Convolvulaceae. The record is from the annotation of a GenBank genome assembly.
GUCGCACAAACAUCCAAGCCGAGGAGAGUGAAGAGGAGGGAGGGAUCGGAGCUUGGCUAGAAGAUGGUUACCUACAAAUUCCACCAGUACCAGGUUGUCGGUAGAGCUCUCCCAUCGGCGUCCGAUGAGCAACCAAAGAUUUACCGCAUGAAGCUCUGGGCCACUAAUGAGGUCCGUUCCAAGUCCAAAUUUUGGUAUUUCUUGAGGAAGCUGAAGAAGGUGAAAAAGUCCAACGGUCAGAUCCUAGCUAUUAAUGAGAUCUUUGAGAAGAAUCCAACAACCAUCAAGAACUACGGGAUAUGGUUAAGGUAUCAAAGCAGGACAGGGUACCACAACAUGUACAAAGAGUUCCGUGACACAACCUUGAAUGGUGUGGUUGAGCAGAUGUAUACAGAGAUGGCUUCCCGUCAUCGGGUCCGCCAGCACUGCAUCCAGAUCAUCAAGACAGCCACCAUCCCUGCCAAGCUCUGCAAGAGAGAGAGCACCAAACAAUUCCACAAUUCCCAAAUCAAGUUCCCAUUGGUCCUCAGGAAAGUCAGGCCUCCCAGUAGGAAGCUAAAGACCACCUACAAGGCUUCCCGACCCAACCUCUUUGUUUAGUGUUUGUCUUUGGCUAAUGGUUUUUAGUUUUGGCAGCAGUUACUUGUUCAACUCCUUUUUCCAGAGAGGAAUGAUAUUUAAGAAAACUAUUGUUUGUCAACACAAGUGUUCUGCAGGUUUUAAACAGACUAUGCAAUCAAAUUACAAGUGACUCAUCUAUCAUUCACCUUUUGAAAUUGGUAUACCCAUGACCCUGUGUGGGUCCUGUUUGGAUUCUAAUGAACUAACUUAUUUUCAUAACAACUUCAAGUCUUGCAAAGUUACCCCAAGUCCAUGUUCACUCAGUUAUCAUUGCUAAACUUAAUUAAGGGAUGUUAUAUACUUAUAUUCAAAUUAUUUCAAGUUACCUUGAAUUGGCUGUGCAAGAGUAAUUUGGAUUUGCUUUUAUACUAUCUGAAAAUAUAAAGUUCCUUGUGCUGGAAUAAGAUGUGGUAAUGUUUUGC